AUGGAAGAAAUUUGCGCAAAAAUGGACAAAAUCUUAUUAGAAUAUUUAAGUUUAAUUUCAGCAUUACAAGAACAAUGGAAACAGAUUAGUACAAAUUUAGGGAAUAAAAAAGAUACCGACAUACUUAAUACUCAAAGCGAAUUUAUUUGUCAUUAUACUUUGACCACUCUUGAAGAAAUUACGGAUGAUCCUAAGGAUAAUGAUUCUUCAUCUCUUCGCCGACGCAUGAUAAAGGACCCUGAAAAUGAUAUAGCAAAAAAACAAUCAAAAAGCCGUGUUAUUGAAGAUCCAUUGCGCUGGUUUGGUAUUUUAGUUCCAUCGUCCUUAAGAGAAUCGCAAAGGCACUUUAAACAAA
Molecule: messenger RNA, 355 nt
Organism: Racocetra fulgida
Lineage: Eukaryota; Fungi; Glomeromycota; Glomeromycetes; Diversisporales; Gigasporaceae
Source: the annotation of a GenBank genome assembly